UCAAAAAUCUAGUAAAAGUGUUCAUAGACAAUGAAGGCACUUACUUUAAAUAUAAAAGUACACAGUGGCUUACUGUUUCUUCUGGAUAACUAUAAAGAUAAUGAGAUGCCACCUACAGAUUAUAUAAAACUGACUCAAGACAAAAUUACAAUUCAGGAUGAGCAGAACGAAUGUGCAGUGGAGAUGUUUUUAGCUCUGGUCCAGCACAAGCAACUAUUCAGUGAUUUUGUUGAUUACUUCUAUUGUAAAGGAAAACGGAAAGAUAAUAGUGACAAGCAUCAUCUAAUGAUCCUUACUUACAUGAUGAUUAACAUUUUGAAUGAAAAAAAUAAAGAUGAUGUAAUUAAUAUUUGCCAAGCGCUAAAUUCUCAAAAGGUAGUCAAUUUUUUGAGAUUUUUUAACAAAGAGUCUUCCAAGGAAAUGCUAUUUAUUUUGGGAUGUAAAUACUUUGAAGAAGAUUAUACUAGAGAAAUGUUUAUAACAAGGAUACAGAAAAACAAGGACCUCUUACAGGACAUUGUAAGCUAUUUUGAGAAGAUGUUAAAUGUUCAGAAAGCAGAAUAUGUCAGAGAGCCUACCAAGCCUGUCACUCCCAGAGUCACUCCUGUAAUGAGACUGGCUCUUGUACCUCCCCCUCCUGUGAACACUCCUCAGGAAGUGGUAUUGCCGCCAGCAAAGCCAGUUCCUGCAUCAAUGUAUAAGGAACCGAAAAUUAAUGAUAUUUUGACAAAAUUGAAAGGCGAACAUAGAGCUGCAAGUAAGGUAUUACUAGAAGAAGCAAGUGAAUCUACCAAACGUUUGUCAACAAAGGAAUCUAAUAGAAAAAAUGAAUGUUCAACCUACGAUGACAAACCUAAGCAUCAAAAGAGAAUAUACAAGGGACACAAGGUAGCUACAAAUAAAAUUCCUGUUAAGAAAAAUGCAGCUAUGCUACUUCGGGAGGCUGCAAGACUGAUAAAAGAAGAAGAGAAAGAUAUACAAAGGAUGAAUGAUCUUGUAUGUGGAGCUGCUGACUUUACAUCUUACGAGGAGAUGAUGAAUCAGUUGAGAAAUGAGGAGGAACAACUAAAGCUGCAAGACGUAGAGAGGAAACAUCUGUUGGGACAGCUGAGCCGAGAGGAAGCCAUCUUGGCCAGACAGAGGAUACUGAACAUCAAUAAGGCUCGACGAUCAGAGAUAGAGCAGGAGAAAAGAGAAACUGAAGAAAUUGUUAAGAAAAUGCAGAAAAAACAUGAGGAAGAAAUUAAACUAAUUAUAGAAAAAACACAACAAAUCCAAAGGAAUAUAGAAGCAAAUAAACAAAAUGUCAUCCAGAAAAAACAUAUGGAAGCCCAGGAAGUAGCCAGCACUAGCAAGCAGCUACGAGCAGAAGCUAUCACGAGGCAAAAGGAAGAACUAGAAAGACGGAUUGAAAUCAUCAAAGAGAUAAAAGCACUUUCUAGCAUCAAAGAUCUCCAUUCUAACAAAUUUGAUCCAAACGAAACAAUGAAUAUUGGACUGCUUUGUGAAAUGUCCAUAGCUGAGCUUUAUGAGAGACUCUUGCUCAAUAGGAAGAUUGUAAAAGAAGAAAUAGAAAACAGACAAAUAUGUAUAAGGAAACAAAAGUUGAAGCAACAACAGUUCUUAGCAGAUACCCAAAAGUUCAUUGAUGAAUGUCGAGAGCAGAAAAAGUUGUUAUCUGAAGUAAAAAGCUUGCAAUGCAAACAACCAAAAUUUGUUAGUAAUGAAAGCAAAGACAUUACAGAACUUAGAGAGAGACUUGAGAAAGCAAGAUUUAAACGAAUGGAACUCACCAAAAGCAGCAGUGUUAUUUUGUGAAUAUUAGAAUUUAAAAGCUAAUGUUCUUAAAUAUAUGAGUAUGUUGAAAAAUUAA
Molecule: messenger RNA, 1873 nt
Organism: Macrosteles quadrilineatus (aster leafhopper)
Lineage: Eukaryota; Metazoa; Arthropoda; Insecta; Hemiptera; Cicadellidae
Product: cilia- and flagella-associated protein 99-like
Exons: 12
Coding region: 31-1818 (595 amino acids)
Source: RefSeq, a predicted model, not a curated record